Seminavis robusta is the source of this 1206-nucleotide messenger RNA. Lineage: Eukaryota; Bacillariophyta; Bacillariophyceae; Naviculales; Naviculaceae. The record is from the annotation of a GenBank genome assembly.
AUGACUUCCUCCGACGAAAGAACUUUCGAUAGCGUUGGCGCCGUUUGCCGCGGUGAACUCCUCGCACGUGAGGAAAAAGAACACCAUCGCCUGAGACAAGAAGUGGAAACGUUCAAGUCACAGUUGGUAGAUCUCGACAGAGUGGUCCGGCAAUUGCAAGAAGCCAAAAGCAAGAAGAAGUCUAACUCUUCCAGCAAGGCCAAGCGAUCUCAUGCCAUCAAACGAUCUCAACACGCCAGCAAAAGGAAGAAACGUAGUGGCGGUGCCUCUGAUGACAGAACGUUCGACAGCGAAGGUGCCGUUUGCGGCAUUGUUGAUAUCUGUGAAGUCAAACAGGAGACCAUCCUGGACCCAUAUGGGGAACAGGGCGUCUACACAGGCUUUCUCUUAGAGUCCACUGGUAUGCCGCAUGGCAAAGGCCGCAUGGACUACGGAAAUGGUUGCUGGUAUGAAGGUGACUGGAAGCAUGGAAGAUGGACUGGAAGAGGAAGGCUCUCUAACGGAGAUGGGGAUCUCUAUGAAGGAGAGCUCCGCAAUGAUCAUAAGCAUGGAAAGGGAACCAUGUGCUUCACAGAUGGCCGAGCGUUUGUUGGCGAAUACCACAACAGUCAGAUGAUAGAAGGAAGGAUGACCUAUCAAGAUGGGUCAACAUACGAAGGCAGCUGGGCUGAUGGCCAGAGACACGGUAGAGGCAAGUGCGUCUUUGUUGAUGAUUCUGUCUAUGAAGGUGAAUUUUUUGAAGGAGAGUUCCAUGGAAAUGGCAGAAUGUCUUGGACUGAUGGUGCUUGGUAUGAAGGAGAAUGGUUGAAUGGAGAGAUGCAUGGGAUACUAGGGAAGGAAAUCCGCCCAGAUGGUUCUGUCCGUCACGAAGGAGCAUGGUCUCAAGGUCAGCCAGAGCAAAAGUGGAAAUCGGUCCGAAAAGGCGGCGGAGACCUUGAAGCAGGCACAUGGUCCAAGGAACCGCUCCUGGACGACACCAACAGCUACACAAACCGAACUGAACGAAUUGGGAAGAUGGAAAUCAUCCAAAGCGGUCUAUUAUGCCUGUUUCGGAUUGUGGGUUGUGUCAUUUGCAAAAAGAUGUGCUGCUUGCUCCAGAGUUGGCGCCAUCGCACCAAACACCUUUCCGACGUUUGCACCGGUGAAGGAGACGACGAGACCACGGCUAGUACCAUCCUGCUCGAUGUGUUCGAAGAUGAUGCCUAA